AAACAUAAAUAUUUGCAGAGGAUUGCUUCAUAAAAAGAUCUGUAUUUAUUUGCAGCAGUAACAAUUUACUGAGAUUCUUUCUUACGUCUCUCUCUUCCUUCUGUCGCCUUCUUCCUUUCUCUCUCUUCCUUCUUCGCUUCACCUCGUCAAAGAAAAGAAGGGAAGCGUGGAAACAAUCUCCGACAUUCUGGGAAGAGACAAACGCAAUCAAACAAUAAUUCGUAUCCCCGUAUUAAAUUCAUUUGUUCUGGAGCUGCUGUUGUUUGUUAUCUUUCUGUGGGGGAGAGAGAAGCAAGAGAGAGAGAGAUGUUGGUCGCAAAUAGCUUCGAUUUAUGGCAAAAAGACACCUUCUUUUCUGCAGCUGAGGAGGUCCAGCAAUCUGCCGAUAUAAUGGAAUCGGCUUAUAGGGUAUGGCUCAAAUCAAGGAAAGAAGGGUUGAUAUCUCAGCAUUUAGAUAAGCUUAAUAGAGAGCUUCAAAUGGCUUUAGGCACUGCAAAAUGGCAGUUGGAAGAGUUUGAAAGAGCUGUUUGUCUAAGCCACAGAAAUAAUGGUGAUGAUAUUACAGUUACCCGACAUAGGGAAUUUGUUUCGGCUAUAGAGGACCAAAUUUCCCGUGUCGAAACAGCACUGAAGGAUUCGCUUGAAGUUGAAGGGAAGAAACCAUUUCGAUGGGUGAAUUUGGAUAAGGAAGAAUCUGAUGACUUAGCUCAUUUUCUUUCCGGAACUCCAGGGACAUCACAGACGAUCAAAAAUGGUCGUAUAAAUGUGGGAGCGCCAGUCACUAGCUCAUUUUGUAAAACUAGUUUAGACGAAGACCACAUUCAUGGUUCUCUUGAGCUACAAGAGAGAGAGGUUCUUGAGACAGAGGAUAAAAUCAGCUAUCGAGCUGAUCAAAGUCCUAGUAAUCUGAGAGCAUGGACUUCGCCAGACAGGCACGCUUUGGAGAUUGUUGUUGAUACAGAUGAUAGAGAAACCGAUGAAUUAGUCGAAGCAACGCCUAAAGAGAAAUGUUCGAAACCUUUGAUUUGGAGAUCAAGGGGUGAAAUAUAUCGUAGAGCUAAAGAAGUGAAAAGCCAAACCCAAGUGAAAUUGAUAAAUUGGAUAAAUAAUCACUUGAGAGGACGCCAUAGAAAUCAGAGGCCACAUGUAUCACCAGUGUUGCCGGUCAAAUCUAUACGCUUCGUACUAGCUUUGAUUCUAACCAUUUUUUUAUUUGUCCCUUUUGUGCUCCACUCAACUUAAGCCGCGUUGAGUUGCUUCGAUUGAGCAAAACAGACGCGCCCCAACCUUUACGUUCAAAGAGUGGUUAUAAAGCUGCUUAUGUGAAGAAUGAAAGUUGAAUGAGCAGGUAUGAAAUGCAGUUUGCAUUCAGGUGAUGGGAUUUGGAAUCUUGUUGGGUUUCAACAUUGCCUACUCAUCCCAGAUUCCUAGUUUCAGACAAGAAUAUGAAGAUUGUAAAGCACAUGGCAUUGGAUGUAACAGAAACGAACUUGGUAGAGUUGUUGUGUUGUUUUUCCAUAGCUGUUUUUUUUCAGCUUGAGUUAGCAUCCUUAAUUGUGCACGUGGUAAUAUAUAUAAACAAUUAUCACGUUUUUAUCA
Salvia miltiorrhiza (redroot sage) is the source of this 1599-nucleotide messenger RNA. RefSeq lists its product as uncharacterized. NCBI's taxonomy places the organism in Eukaryota, Viridiplantae, Streptophyta, Magnoliopsida, Lamiales, Lamiaceae. The record is from RefSeq and is a predicted model, not a curated record. Gene Ontology annotation, biological process: Golgi vesicle transport. Gene Ontology annotation, cellular component: membrane. The coding region runs from base 307 to 1242 and encodes 311 amino acids. The transcript is spliced from 6 exons.